AGUGGCGCGCAAUCACAAAUUUACGGAACCAAAACAAAUUAUUUAUCGUCGUUCCAUGCAUAUUGAUCGCUUAGAUUUAAUGGCACAAAUUUCCUUUAAAUAUGUCUACCAAGCAAUUUAUCAACAUUAACAACAAGUACGACCGGGUUGUGGUAUUGGUGGAUAUGGACUGUUUCUAUUGCCAAGUUGAGGAGAAAUUAAAUCCCACGAUUAGAGGAAAACCAAUAGCCGUAGUGCAGUACAAUCCAUGGCAGGGAGGAGGAAUUAUUGCAGUGAACUAUCCCGCACGGGCAAAAGGUGUAACACGUCACAUGCGAGGAGAUGAGGCAAAAAAGCACUGUCCAGACAUCGUGCUACCUCAAGUGCCGCAAGUACGUGGUAAAGCGGACAUUUCUAAGUACCGAGAUGCCGGCAAAGAGGUGGCUGCCGUACUCCAAACCUUCACCCCAUUGCUGGAACGGGCUAGUGUUGAUGAAGCUUACAUGGAUAUCACAGAACGGGUUCUUGCUCGAUUAAAAGAUAUGAACGAGGGAAAAUUUCAAUUACUGCCAGAUAAGCUGGCUAAUACAUUUGCUGUUGGCUAUGAAUCCGUAGGUCAUUUUGUGCAGAAAAUAUCAGGAGAUUUAGACGAUGGUUCCAAUUCUCAAGAACUUGAGAGUGAGGAGGAUCGAGUGGCCUACAAAAAGAGCGAUAUAAAACUGUUGAUAGGAGCAUCAAUUGUAAACGAAAUCAGAGCCGCUGUCAAAGAAAAAACUGGAUACGAGUGCUCAGCAGGAAUUGCCCACAACAAAAUUCUUGCUAAACUAACCGCUGGCUUCCAUAAACCAAAUAAACAGACAAUCUUACCAUUAAAAAGUAUUUCGACGAUGUAUCAGACCCUAUCAAUCAAGAAAGUUAAAGGACUGGGUGGCAAAUUAGGAGAUCAGGUUUGUGAAAUAUUGAAAAUCCAGAAUAUGGCUGAGCUAGCUAACAUUCCUGAAAAAGUAUUACAAAACCAUUUCGAAGAACGCAUGGGUUCAUGGAUGCAUCUGAUUGCCAAAGGAAUAGAUCUGGAAGCAGUGACACCUAAGUUCAACGCUAAGAGCAUAGGCUGUUGUAAACGGUUCCCGGGAAAAAAUGCCAUAACCGGAUUGGCCACUUUAAAGCAUUGGUUAAGCGAAUUGUCUAAUGAAAUUCAGGAAAGGCUAGAAAAAGAUAUGGAGGAAAAUAAUCGCACAGCCAGGCAAAUGACUGUGAGCUAUGCUCAACAAUUUGGAGAUAAUGACGUAUCAAGUACGAGAAGUGUACCUCUUGUUGUAUACGAAGCUGGACAAAUUGCAACAGAUGCACUGGAAGCUAUUAAACGAAAUACCGACAUUUUCUUGAAAGCUGACAAUCCCGCUAUGUUGAAUAAUUCUGUCAAAUUUCUUGGCAUAAGUGCAGGAAAAUUUGAGGAUAAUUCAAAUGUGAGUAAAAAAAAUGGGCUUAAAGCAAUGUUUUCUAACAUUGCCAACAAAGCAGGACAAACGCAAAUCCCUCAAACCAAUAUUUGUACAAAGUUGAGUGAAAGUAAUAAUCAAUAUGAUGAAAGCUUAUCUCUAUGUGAAGUAAUGGAUAAUGCCAGUGAUAAAAAAUCUUCAAAUAAAGAAAUAUCCAAUUUCUUUCAAAAUACUGAAACAUAUGAAAACCUAGAAAACAGUGGGCGUGAAAAAUUUUUUGACGAAGGAAAAAAGUGCUCCAAACCAUCAAUAGCAAACUUUUUCUCGAAAAUAAAAACCUCUACAAAUGAAACAGAAGAUUCCGUUGCGGCAUCCAAAUUAAAACAACAAGAUGUACAGAGCACAGAGCAUGAAGCUAAUAAAAAUGAAAACGAAAUGAGAAGCGAAGAUGAAAGUUAUUUAAAUUCUACUCAACCAUUAAUAGAAGACGAAUUGUCAAUAAUUGAUCCAACCAAACCAGAUUUAUUAGAAGAAGAUCCUAUUCAACUUUCAUCAGAAAAAACGGAAAACAAACAAGUAGCAGAAAAAAUUUCUGUCAUAGAGAUUAAAUCCGUUGAUCGCAUCAAUCAACAAGUGAUUCAAGCAGAAACAAGUAGUUUAAGUUCAUUGGAUUAUCGACAAACCUAUGCGGAAUUCUAUCGUUCACCGGUUACGCUGCCGAAUAUGGAGCAUCCUCAAAAUGUUCAAAUAUGCUCCGAUUGUGGCAAACAGGUUCCCAGUAAAGAAAUGCAAUCUCACAGGGAUUUUCAUCUGGCUUUGCAGCUGAGUCAACAGCAACGAGAAAAAUUUCGAAUUGAAAUGAAACAGAAAUUUAGCUGUUCUCCGGUAACAGUUUCGAAGCCUAAAACUACAUUCAACAAUUCAAAGGUUAGAGGGAAAAGUUUACUAAUAGAUAAGUUCCUAACGGCAAACCCUCCAACAAGUCAAUCAUCAUUGUUAACAGAACCACUGCAUAAUGCUUCAGCGAGUGCAUCAAUGGAAGUUUGUAAUGAAUGCCGCAAAUCUAUUUGUUCGAAAGAUAUGCAAGAGCAUCUCGACUAUCACAUAGCUAGAAAGAUUCAGUUGGAAUUGAACCAGCGAGACAUGAUACGAGCAACAGGGGCGUCAGGCAGCAGUAGUACGCUGCCGCUUACGCUGUCUCAAAAACCCAGCGGUAAUCAAAAAAGGAAACGGUCGGCUGCUGGUGGUUCGGCAGGUUCCUCUGAUGCAAGGCCGCCAGUCAAACUUAAAAAUUUGUCUACAUAUUUUACCAAAUUGUGAAAAAUUAAACGUUAUUAAAGUUGUUUUCAGUACAAAUAUACAA
Uranotaenia lowii is the source of this 2781-nucleotide messenger RNA. RefSeq names its product DNA polymerase eta (gene DNApol-eta). The record is from RefSeq and is a predicted model, not a curated record. The transcript has 3 exons. Gene Ontology annotation, biological process: response to radiation; error-prone translesion synthesis. The coding region runs from base 102 to 2738 and encodes 878 amino acids. Lineage: Eukaryota; Metazoa; Arthropoda; Insecta; Diptera; Culicidae. Gene Ontology annotation, cellular component: nucleus; replication fork; site of double-strand break. Gene Ontology annotation, molecular function: damaged DNA binding; DNA-directed DNA polymerase activity.